AUGAAACGACAAGAAAGGCAAAGCCCAGAGACGGAAACGGCAGAGGGUUCAAAGAAGACGACAAAGAAUGCGUCUGGAGCACCAAAUGCAGAGUUCGAAGAAAUGACGGACAUGCUGAUGAAGCUGGAAAAGAGCAUCGAACGGCGGAAGAAAGAGGUAGCAGAUGCUGCAAAGAAGAAGGAAGAAGAAGAACAACAGAAGAGAGAGACGGAGACGAUCGUAACAAUGGUGCAAGUGCCAGAAAACACCUUAAAGGUGAUGGAGAAGAUCGAGAAGCUGAACGACGACGGCUGGAGACAAUUGAAGAGGUUUUUGGCCACAGAGGAAACAUCAGACGGAGCAAAGGCAGAGGGAACAAAACAAAGAAGAGCAUGCAAUCAAGAUGACGCACAGGAGACGGCGAACAUGCCCAAAAGGAUGCAGAGGGCAAUAGAAAACCGAAAGAAAGAAGCGUUUGAGAUGAUUACAAGAAUCGACACUGAAGUGGUAAAACAUGCACUAAGGAAUGUUGGUGAACGAUUUUUGGUUGACAAUAAGGAAGGUACAGAGAAAGUACAAACGUUCGAAAUCGGAAAGACGCGCAUCCAUACUGGGAAGUUUGAGGACCUGAUGAACCUGUGGGAGAAACAGACAACAGGCGACGGACGGGAGAAAGAAGAAGACAGUGAUGAAGAGGAGAAGAUGGAUGCAGAAGGAUCAGGUGAACCAAACGGAGCAGAAGAACGUCAAAUGAACGUGGAGGUGAUGGACACCCAUGAAGAGAAGAAGGACGAAAACGUACGGCGUCCACUG
Molecule: messenger RNA, 792 nt
Organism: Notodromas monacha
Lineage: Eukaryota; Metazoa; Arthropoda; Ostracoda; Podocopida; Cyprididae
Source: the annotation of a GenBank genome assembly